AUGUUCCGAUUGCUAAGUCCUUUCGGGACACCGGACGACGGUCUGUUCGACGUCGAUACGACGAAAUAUCAACUCAGCAAGUCUGCCAGCAGGUUGGAUCAUUUCCUAAGCCAUGAUUGGGCUUCCAGCCGGUGGUUGAAGCUGAUGUCUUUGCUGGUCCUUCACAACUCCGGGCCUGCAUUCUGUACUUCUUUGGCCACAAGCCUUCUGGUGGGCAUCCUGGUUGCUUGCGAGCUGCUGCCCUACAGCUUGUGGACUCCGCUGUUAGGACAUUUCAGCUUCUUUUUUGUGCUGUGCUUCUGGCAACGGAUUCGAGCUUCGUUUGGCCACCCACUCAUGGUCUUCUUGGACGUUUUGUGCAUCGCGCAGCACGAUGAGAAGCUGAAGAAGAAGGGCAUCCUGGGCUUGGGUGCUUUCGUGGUGAACAGCAAGAGCCUGGUGGUUCUCUGGACUCCGCGGCCCUGCGACUUCUGUUCAGUUCAUUUUUGGGUUUGGCGCUGA
Symbiodinium pilosum is the source of this 501-nucleotide messenger RNA. NCBI's taxonomy places the organism in Eukaryota, Dinophyceae, Suessiales, Symbiodiniaceae. The record is from the annotation of a GenBank genome assembly.